UCAUUUAUUAAACAAAGAAGUGAAUCGACAUUAGAAGCAUGGAGACUCGCUGCAACUGAGGGAUUCUUGACCUUUCCAACUUAAUACUAUAAUCUGGUUUCAAAUGAACGUAUCUGGGAUACCAAGACGGAUCCUCUUUUAGGUUAUUGUUGAUUAUGUGACAGAUUUAUGCAAGUCUGUAGGACGACGGAAAGCUGAGCAGAAUGUCGGGGAGAAAGAUUAUGGUCCAUGCUACAUGGGCCAUCGGUAAAGUAAUCGGGACCAAGAUGCAGAAAACCGCUAAAGUGAGAGUGACACGACUGGUGCUGGACCCCAACCUGCUGAAGUACUACAACAAGAGGAAGACCUACUUUGUCCAUGAUUCUUUGGAGCAGUGCACUGUGGGAGAUAUCGUCCUGAUCAAGGCUCUGUCUGUGACAAGAUCCAAACAUGUCAAGCAUGAACUUUCUGAGAUCGUUUACAAAGUAGGCCGGGUGGUGGAUCCGCUGACGGGAAAAAGUGUUGCAGGAACAGAGUUUGUGGAGCCUCUGUCUGACCUGGUUCUAGAAGAGAAUAUUUCUCUGUCGGAUAAACUCACAGAGCUGAACAUCUCAGCUGCCUCUGAUUCUCCAUCUGUACAAACUCCUACUUCAUGAUAGAAAACUGUUUUCUUACAUGCCACUCUGUAAUGUUUUUGUUUCAAGAGUUAAUAUUAAUAAAAUAUAAGUAUAUAAACAUUAUGGAUUCAACAGAAGCAUAACUCUAAUAUUACUUUCAAGAAUAUAAUUUGGAUUAUUUUGUAAUGAAAUGAAAAUGGGAACACAUUCAUGCUUUGUGACGUCCUCUGGGUUUCUGGGAGAGAUUAAAAAUCUCCAAGAUUUUAAAUAAAACAGUUGAACUAAAGGCAAAAAUGCCUCUUUGGAUUGUAAA
Poecilia reticulata (guppy) is the source of this 909-nucleotide messenger RNA. It is a transcript of the gene mrps17, whose product is annotated as mitochondrial ribosomal protein S17. Gene Ontology annotation, cellular component: ribosome; mitochondrial small ribosomal subunit. NCBI's taxonomy places the organism in Eukaryota, Metazoa, Chordata, Actinopteri, Cyprinodontiformes, Poeciliidae. Gene Ontology annotation, molecular function: structural constituent of ribosome. The record is from RefSeq and is a predicted model, not a curated record. Gene Ontology annotation, biological process: mitochondrial translation.